GCCCGGGGGCCCAGGAUGGCCUGCCGCUCCUGCGUAGUUGGCUUCAGCAGCCUUAGCAGCUGUGAGGUGACCCCUGCAGGCGGCCCCCAGCCUGGGACCUUGAAAUGGGACAGCUGUGGGACCCCUCGGCCAGGCUUCAGCUCCUGCAGCCUCACAGGCUGCUGGCCAGCUGGCACCAUUCCCAAAGUGACCGUGAACCCCAGCCUGCUGAUGCCCCUAGACUUCAAGGUGGACCCAGCUAUCCAGCAGCAGAAGAACCAGGAAAAGGAGGAGAUGAAGGUCCUCAAUGAUAAAUUUGCAUCCCUGAUUGGCAAGGUGCAGGCCCUGGAACAGCGUAACCAGCUGCUGGAGACCCGCUGGAGCUUCCUGCAGGGCCAGGGCUCGACUGCCUUUGACCUUGGGCACGUCUAUGAGAAGUAUCAGGCCCGGCUGCAGGAGGAACUGCACAAAGUGAGCCAGGAGCGGGGACAGCUGGAAUCCAACUUGCUGCAGGUGCUCGAGAAGGUGGAGGAGUUUCGAAUAAGGUAUGAAGACGAGAUCUCCAAGCGCACAGACAUGGAGUUUACCUUUGUCCAGCUAAAAAAGGACUUGGAUGCAGAGUGUCUUCGUCGGACCGAACUGGAGACCAAGUUAAAAGGCCUGCAGAGCUUCGUGGAGCUGAUGAAAACCAUCUAUGAGCAGGAGCUCAAGGACCUGGCAGUUCAAGUGAAGGACGUGUCGGUGACCAUGGGCGUAGACAGCCGCUGCCACAUCGACCUGAGUGGCAUCGUGGAGGAGGUGAAGGCCCAGUAUGACGCCAUCGCAGCUCGAAGCCUAGAGGAGGCCGAGGCAUACUCCCGGAGCCAGCUGGAGGAGCGGGCUGCCUGCUCAGCUGAGUUUGGGAACAGCCUCCACAGCAGCCGCAGUGAGAUCGCGGACCUCAACGUGCGCAUCCAGAAGCUGCGAUCCCAGAUCCUCUCCAUCAAGAGCCACUGCCUGAAACUGGAGGAGAACAUCAAGGAGGCCGAGGAGCAGGGUGAGCUGGCUUUCCAGGACGCCAAGGCCAAACUGGCCCAGCUGGAGGACGCCCUGCAGCAGGCCAAGAAGGACAUGGCACGGCAGCUGCGCCAGUACCAGGAGCUCAUGAACACCAAGCUGGCCCUGGACAUUGAGAUCGCCACCUACUGCAAGCUGGUGGAGGGCGAGGAGAGCCGGAUGGACUUGCCUUCAGCCGCCAUGGUCAGCACUAUGCAGUCCAGAUCUAGAAGCGUUGCUUCCAAGUCCCGCCUCACAAGCGCCCCCUCCCGGAAGAAGAAGAACCGCAGAGGCCCUGUAAUCAAAAUCACCGAAAUGUCAGAGAAGCUCUUCUUGCAGGAGUCGGAGGCCUCAGAGUGAGGCAGCUGGACCCCAGGGGCCCCACGUCACUCCACUGCAGCAAGAGGCAUGUAAGCUAGACUCAAGAAAGCAACUUGGGGCCUCCAGGUUGGGAGGGGAGGCAAACCUGGUCCUGAACUGAAAGUUCAAAACAAUGACUUUUUUGUGGGUGCCAGGGGUGGGACAGGACUGUCACCAGCUGUUCAGAGUCAUUCCACUCCAUAUCAAUAUGUCACAAUCCCACCCUUCCAACCUUGUGGCCAGUGGUUUCCCAACUGGGUAAACUGGAUUUGGGGUCAGUUUGUCUCCACCUCCUUGCUUUUCUGAGACUCCUCCCCAGCAGAGGGCUCUGAACAAGGUCCCUUGGACCCUUUUGCCCAACCCUAGCUCUAAACUCAUAUCUCAAGCCUUGCCUUGCCUGUGCCUUGGCACCGAGGCCAGUGCCCUGGCUUGCCCAGCCCCAGCCAGCAAUGGACCAGGGGCUGAUGGGGACUACUUGGGCCCCUCCCCGUAUCUGGAGGGGGGCGAGGUGCUGAGGGUCCCUGGCUUUCCUGUACCACCUGGGCUCCCCAGAGACCUGACAGUAUUAGCGAGCGAGGGAAAGAGGCUCCCCGUGGGUGUUUAAGACCUGACCUGGAUCUCUGAGAUCAACCCAGACACCUGUGCUCCCUCCCUCCUCCUGGGGGCUCCUCCUAGCAGGUCACAGUCAGAAUUAGACCGGCUGCCCAACCAGCAACAAGCACCUUCUCCAGAAGCUAUUCUUGCCAUGAAAAAUUCCCUUGGGGAAAGGCCGGAUGGCAGUCUGAGACCAGGCAGGAGAAUCAUACCCUCCCUUCUCCUCCCUGCCAUCCUGGGGUUCACCACCCUCCAGGGGAUCUCAGCUCCCUGCCCCCGUCUAGGUGUUUCCCAGCCUGAAACCUGACUUUGGUGUACCAGGCCCUGGAGACCCCUAGCCCCAACCCUGCCAUGAAACCCCAGCCCAUUUCCCAUGAAUCCCUUCUCAGGGUCUCUGUUCUCCCCAUCAGGCCAAACAGCUUGGCCCUGCUCUCCUUUGCGUUCAUUCAUUGAGGAGCCCAGAAACACCCCACGUGUGGGGUUAUAGCUCCUGCUUUUCUUCCCCCUCUGCCCUCCUCCCUCCUUGCCCACUCCCCUGCCUACAGCGGGGCCAUGAAGAAGACAUGGUCCAGGCAAGUCUGAGAGCUUCUGAGCCCUUGAGGUCAGGCUGGGGAGCCCCUGUGACAACCAAAGAGAAAUUCUGCAUCCAAAAAGAUUUGAGGCUGAGAGAACCGCUCUUCUUUUUUCCUCUGGGCUCUUACUUUGGGGCUUGCAGGGGGAUCCUGACAGCUCUAGCCUCUCACUGCAUAAGCCACCUCCUCUCCUUCACUCUUUUCUCCCUGCCUGCUCCUUGCUGCCCCUCCUCUUCUGGCCCCAGCCUUUGAUUCAUUCAUCUCCUUUUCCAAGAGGCGUUGCCUCCCCCCCUUCCCCCCCCCCCAUAGGCCUCAAGGUCCUCCUGGCCUGUGGGGGACUUCUCAGGCUGCAGGGAAUUCAGACAUAUAUAUACUCAGCCCUGAAGUCCCAGAAGGGUGCUAAUUGCUGCUUUUUCUCUGCCUAUUUAUUGGUUUCCAAGGGAGCAAGUCCUCAGUGGGGAUACAAGAUAUAUAAAAUAUAUAUAUUAUUUUUCAUAACUUAUGUGGCUUUUAACUUAUUGCUUCCCUUCCUGUUUCUGCAUAAUCAGUGUAACAUACUAUAGUAACUGGAUAGACAACACAUAUCCCAGCCACCCAACUUGACUGGCUGACUCUUUGGGGGCAAGGCCCCUUCUCC
Rhinolophus ferrumequinum (greater horseshoe bat) is the source of this 3177-nucleotide messenger RNA. RefSeq names its product keratin 80 (gene KRT80). The record is from RefSeq and is a predicted model, not a curated record. NCBI's taxonomy places the organism in Eukaryota, Metazoa, Chordata, Mammalia, Chiroptera, Rhinolophidae. Gene Ontology annotation, molecular function: structural constituent of skin epidermis. Gene Ontology annotation, cellular component: keratin filament. The transcript has 9 exons. Gene Ontology annotation, biological process: keratinization; intermediate filament organization. Bases 16 to 1374 code for a protein of 452 amino acids.